AUGAGUGUGGUGUAAGAUCCUGCAUAGAACAGAAUAGAAAUAUGUUACUGCUCAGAAGAGGGCAGACAUACACAGGAGACUGCUCUCAGGCACAGAUCCCCUUCUGUACGCUCACAUCUUCCUCUGUACUUGCCAUGGCUGGAGAAAUAGUUUAUGCUGAUUUAAAUAUUCCUGGAGCCAAUUCCUCUUCAAGGCCACCACAACAAUCUCAGCACCUCAGUUCCCCUCCAUGUCCCCGGUGGCAUCGCAUCGCUGUAGGGGUCGGAUGGGCUGGGAACAUCGUCCUGACAAUAGCUGUGAUAGCUCUGGGGGUUUGGGUUUCCCAGUUGCAUGUCUCUUGUGAAGGACAGACCAGAGGAACUCUGAAUACGUCAGAGAAUAAUGAAACCAGAUUCGUCAGUAGCACGGAAUGUUCCUGCCUGGAGGAUUUCCAGUCUCGCUUGAAACCAAUUCUAUGUGAACCCCACAAUGGCAGCUUGGCAGGGGGCUCCAGGUGCAAACUCUGCCCCAGGGACUGGCGGCUGCAUGGGGACAAGUGCUACUGGCUGUCUCAGGAGCGUAAAGACUGGACUGGGAGCCGUGACGACUGCUCGGGGAAAAGCGCUCACAUGCUCGUGAUUCAGAACCAAGAGGAGAUGGAUUCCAUACAGGAUGUUGUACAAGAUGCAAAUUCCAUCUGGAUUGGACUUAAAGUGACACCCCCAGGGAAGAAUUGGACCUGGGUGGACGGUUCCCCAUUAGAUCCAAUGCUCGUCUCGGUCUCUGCUGAAGGGAACAGCUGUGGCUGGAUAGGAGAUAGACGGAUUCAGUCUGAGACGUGUGGUGCUGAGUUCAAAUGGAUCUGCCAGAAAGAAGCUGCCGUGAUAUAAACAGUGGAGUGGAGGGACACAGCCCUGCUGUUUGCAAAGUCCACAAAAGAGGGAAUUUACAGGAAGAAACAAUCUCUCAAUUUGCACCUGGUUCACUAUGCAAAUAGGCAUCCAGCUACAGGUACACACAACAUACAGCUGACUAGACAGGGAGAUAACCUCAGUUACCACCUGCCUGAAAAGAACAUUUGAGGUACAUCAUCUUCUGGUGACCUGCCUUAACUGCAAGACCUUAAGGGCAUCAUUCCACUUUAAUUGAAUUGUCUUGUUAGCACUGGCCCUCCACAUGGUAAGGCAACUCCCAUCUUUUAAUGUACUGUGUAGACAUACC
Molecule: messenger RNA, 1200 nt
Organism: Chrysemys picta bellii (western painted turtle)
Lineage: Eukaryota; Metazoa; Chordata; Testudines; Emydidae
Source: RefSeq, a predicted model, not a curated record